UGGGGUCCCCCCUCCAUUCAUAACAAACCUUUGGGUCUGGUAUGGGUUUUGAGGGGAAGCCCCAUGCCAAAAUUAAAACAAAAUGGCAUGGGGUCCCCCCAAGAUCCAUACCAGACCCUUAUCUUAGCAUGCAGCCUGGCAGGUCAGGAAAGGGGGAGGGACAAGCAAGCCCCCCAUCCUGAACCAUACCAGGCCACAUGCCCUCAACAUGGGGGGGUGCUCACUUUGUCCCCAUGUUGAUGGGAACAAGGGCAUCCUCCCCACAACCCUGGACGGUGGUUUUGGGGGUCUGUGGGCGGGGGGUUUA
Messenger RNA from Staurois parvus, 307 nucleotides. The record is from the annotation of a GenBank genome assembly. NCBI's taxonomy places the organism in Eukaryota, Metazoa, Chordata, Amphibia, Anura, Ranidae.